CAAUCGUUCCUUCUUUAUUUGUAAAAAUGUAAAAUCGCAGCUCAUUUCAAUUAAGUUAAAACACCGAAUAAAAGAAGGCAUAGACGACAAAAUUUAAUCAAAUUGGAACAAAUUUUAGUGUUAGUGUUUAAGUGAUAUUAUAAACUCACGCAAAGAACGUAAAAUAUAGCAAAAAAGAGAAAAAAAAUUAAUAAGAAAAAGAAUUGUGAAAGAAAUAGAAAUGGCUCUGAAUAAGACGGCCUUCUCAAAACGGGCCGAGCAGCUAAAACGCUAUGAAGAUUCUGAAACUAAUCGCGAAUCGGUGUUGCCAAAAAAUUCAAGUGCAAGAAAAGUGAGAUUCUCGGCUGGUUGCAUUUUUCUCGCAGCUUGCGCUGCUGGUGACAAAGAUGAAGUUCUCAAUAUGCUAAACAGCGGUGGAGCUGACAUAGAUACAGCAAAUGUCGAUGGGUUAACAGCUUUACAUCAAGCUUGCAUUGAAGAUAAUCUUGACAUGGUCGAAUUUCUAGUGUCACAUGGAGCGGAUAUCAAUCGCAAAGACAAUGAAGGAUGGACUCCACUACAUGCAACAUCUUCAUGCGGAAUUGUGAGCAUUGCCAGAUAUUUGAUCGAAAAUGGAGCAGAUUUGGCGGCUGUUAAUAGUGAUGGUGAAUUGCCGAUUGAUAUUGCGGGGACAAAGGGAAUGGCCGAUCUACUUCAAAGAUAUAUUGACGAUCAAGGAAUCGACUGUGAAGAAGCUCGAACACAAGAAGAGAAGCAAAUGCUGGCAGACGCUAAGAAAUGGCUUCGAUCUGAUGCAAGCGAAGCUGAUCGACCACAUCCGAAGACUGGAGCAACUGCACUUCAUGUUGCUGCUGCAAAAGGAUACACGAAAGUUCUUAGUUUACUUUUAGCUGGACGUGCUGAUGUUGAUCGACAAGAUAAUGACGGUUGGACGCCCUUGCAUGCUGCUUGUUAUUGGGGAAAGAAGGAAGCCGCACAGAUGCUUAUCGCUUCCAUGGCUGACAUGGACAUUCAAAAUUAUUCUAAUCAAACAGCAAUUGAUAUUGCACCUAGCGACAUGACACCAUGGCUCGAAGAGCUUAAAAAGAACAACAAACGAACAAAACGUCGACCUAUCAGUCAAAUUAGAAUAAGUGAUAACUUAGAUAACAACAUCGAAUCACCACCGAAAGUCAUUCGUGUUGAGGUGAAAUCGCCAGCUGAAAAUGCAAACGCUGAAUCCGAAAGUGAAGAAUCUGAAGAAGGUUCCGAAUCGGAUGAAUCUGAAGAGAGUGAAAGUGAAGAAAUAGAUGAACAACAAACAAAUAAAGUUUCAUCGGCUCGUGAUCAGAUGCAACUGCCAUUAACGAAUGAUAAUGAUUCCAGCGAAGAUAAGAGUCGAUUGAAUGUGACGUCAAAAGAGCAAAAUACUCCACAAGAAAGUCCACCAAAAAUACAAGUUCCUGACAAAGAAAACCAAACAAAUGACUCAGAAGUGAUUUUGAGACGAACACAGAGCUUUGAGAACGAUCAGAAAUUCUACCAUAGAUAUAUCGAGUUGAGAGCAAGAAUAAAAGCAAAUUCUUGUCCAGCACUGCCAGCAACUCCCGUUGGAAACAAUGUUGGUGUUGAAGGUGACAAAGACGCAGCUGUUAAGCCCACAACGAACUUUAUUAUUCAACGAUCAGCUUCACUAAAGGAUCAUAGACAUCAAUUAAGUAAAAAAAGCAAUGAGAAAACACCACCAACGAGUCCAUCGACACCAGCAUCAACGCCAGGCCACAUGAGAAGUCUUGAGAAGCCAACAGCAAAACAGGAAUCUGCAGUUGGCGCUCUCGCUACCGCCAAUCAAAAUAUAAUUGACUUGAUUGCGAGACGUUAUAGUUCACCAUCGGAUACGUUGAAGAAUGUAAUGACAAAUUCGAGUGUCAUUGCAAAUGCUCGUAAACACACAUCAGCCGAAGUUGCGGCUCCUUCCACUGAAAAGAUUGAAGAAUCAAAAUCACAACCGCAACCUCAGAGCCCAACAAGUCCAUCGACACCCACAACGAUGCUCAAUAAAUUAUCGCCUGGCAAUAUUUUCAAAAAUUUCUUCAAAUCUUUUGUGCCGCCAACGCGUGAUGAAGAAAGUGAAACACAAAGAAAAGCUCACGCGAAACGUGUUCGUGAGACACGACGAUCGACGCAAGGUGUGACACUGGAUGAGAUCAAGAGCGCUGAACAGCUGGUGAAAAUGAAGAAUGCAAACAACAAUAAUGGAAAUACGGAGAACUCGAGUGAGCUUAAUGAACGCUUAACAGAGUCAGAAUCAGCGGCAACAGUUGUGGAAAGUGAAGAUUCGUCGUCGAAUGAAGUCGCUGUUAAUUAUACAAUAAGUUCACCUUUGAGAAAAACAAAUCGAGCGAGUGUUGAUAAAGAUGAAGACGAGAAUGAUGAUGAAAAGAUCUCAGCUACGUUCACAAUUUCUCCGCCGCCAAAGUCCAAUACAAAUGCAAUAAAUCUUUUGACGACACGUCUCGAAAAGGGUUUGGAACUCGACGAUCAUGAAGCGGGAGAAAAUUCUGUCACCGCAACCAUCAAUGUGCCUCUAAUACCGAACAGAAACACCACCACGACUUUUGAUGUUAGUGAUAAGUUGAAGAAGACUGAAGAAGAUGAAUCGUCAUCGCCAACUUACCAAAAGCUUCCACCGAUUCCACAGCCUCGAUCACUCUUUGACAUCGAUAAUUCAUCGUCAUUGAAGUUGGCUGACAAGCUUCAAGAGGAAGCAAAGAAAUGUGAUGCGAAUAUGAUCAACGACGAUUCAAAUAGCGACAGUGUUGAAGUUUCAGAGCCACUUCCACCAUCGCCCAUUCAUCACACAAUCUUUGGCGAAAGAAAACCAUCAUGGCGAUUUAGAAAUGAAUACAGCAGCAGCAGCAGUAAGUUCAAAAACGAAGAAUCGACGUCGGGAAAUUCUUCGAGUCAACAGCAGCCUCCAACAUCACCUACAAAUGGAACAACGGAUAGUCCACACAUAUCAACAAAUUCGUUGUCAGCUUCAACUGAGAAAGAAUCGCCAGUGACAAUAAAUCGAUCAGAUGAUGACAAAGAAAAUGAGAAAGAAAACGACAAUCGUACUGGUCAAGCAACACAAGCUGUCAUUCAACGACGAAGACGGCCAAAGCGAAGAUCGACUGGCGUGGAUAUUGACGCUGAUCGACAAGAGUCACCAGUGGACAAUGGCGAUGAUAAAGAAUUGCCUGUUGCACCGCCACGUCGACGAUCGUCAUCAUUGACAAGAAAUGUUGGAUCGUCAAAUGGUGGAUAUCAAUCCAAUGGCAGGCCAUUCAGCGUUCAUGGCUCUGCUAUGAAUUUUCCUUCUUCUCAUCUUUAUGGUUCCAAUCAAAACUUAAGAAUGGCUGGUGGUGGUGAUUAUUAUGGGAAUGGUGACUAUCGAAGAUCUUCUUACUCGUCACCUUACAAAGAUCGCUAUCCACAAAGCUAUUAUGCAAAUGGUUCCAAUGGGGGAGGCUACACGUCAGCUUAUAAAGACAGAAACUAUUACAGUCCCUACACAAGCUACGAUAAUGGCGUGACAACAGCAAGCUUAAGCAUCCCUUCUUCAGGAUCUUCAAUGAGACGUGAAUACACGCCAAUGCGUAGCAAUCUUCUUUCAACAUCAACAUCUGGAUUGGGUGGAUCAAAUUCGAACUUAAGCGGUCAAAGUAUUAACGAUAAAGUUACAAGCAUUGGACGAUCGCAAUCAUUACGUGAACACGAACGAAAAAAUCGAUCGAGAAAAGCUAAAGAAGCUGCAAAAGCGGCAGUGCCUGACAUGCCAUAUGAUGCUUCUGGAAUGAGUUCACUUUUAUCAUCAGCUAAUAAAUCAUUGAGUUCCCUUUCAUUGCAAUCGGAAGGAUAUGAAUCUGGAAAUGAAUCCCGUUCACGUGCUGAGUCUCUCGCAUCGAACGCUCUUGGCGAUGCCAACGAUGACGAUGGUUUUAUCGACUAUAAAGCUCUCUACGAGGCUGCAAAAGCUGAAAAUGAACGCUUGAAGGGAAGCUUGAAGAGCAAGGAACAAGAUUUGGCUGCUGCAAAAUCAGCUUUGGAAAGACUCACCGCAGCUGCAACAAAAAGUUCUUUAUCGGAAAAUGAAAAGCGUGAAAAACGAGCAAUGGAGAGAAAAAUCUCCGAAAUGGAAGAAGAGCUGAAGGAAUACGAAUGUAAAGGAGGAAGGAGAGGAUUUGGUCGUGGUGGUGGCUUUUCCAGAUCAAAACCAUCUUCAUUAUCAAGUUAUUUCUCUAUACCAAGCUACAGUAGCAGACCUGCACCAUCAUAUUCUCCCAGUUAUUCAAAUCCUCCAUCAUAUUAUAGUCCCAGCAACACAAGAUAUUCGGGUUACAAUUCUUAUCCAAACUAUGGAUCAACAUUUGGAUCCACGGGCCUUCGAGGCAACACAUACAUCCAUAACAAUUAUUAUGGAUCUCAUUCAGGCGGAUCACCGUUCUUGACCAAUGCUUUAUUUUAUGGAGCUGGGAUGCAUCAUGGAUAUUCAUGGGGAAGUCACAAUUCUUAUCGCCAUAGGUCAUGGUCCGAUGAAGAUGAUAGGAGAUGGCGAAUGACAACAAAAGCUCCAUACUUCGAGAAUAAAGUUCCAGGAUCUGAAAAAGUUUUACCAGCAGCUGCAGUUGUUGGUGCUGCAACUGCUUUUGGAUUAAUUUCGUUGCUUCCACUCAAUGUUCCACCAUUCAAGCCUUUAAUGUACUGCAAUGGAACUGAAAUUGCACAAUCACCCAUCAACAUCGACGACAAAAUUUACAGAUGCUCGAACAAAAGUAUUUUGAUUUCUUCUUGCGACUUCAUAAAUGAGAACCAAGUUUUCAAUGAAGAUGAUAAAUGUGUAAAUAAAACCAUGGAAUGUCAUUCCAAGCAUUCAAAUGAUGAAAUCUUUUGUGACAAUGGAACUUUACUUAGUCGAUCUUCACUUGUUUGUAAUUCUACGACAUUUUUGAAUGGAACCCAAUACAACGAAACGUUGACUAUUUUAAAUUGUUUCAAAGGAGAAAUCAAUGCUAAGUUGGCUUCAUUUAUCCCAACAACUACAACCGAAGAACCAUCAACGACUACGACUGAGAAGAAUCUUUCUGUGCCUUCAAGGAUUCAUGUUUUCUUCAUGAAAAUCAUCGGAAAGGAAGAAGCACUUAAGAAGAUCACAACGACAACAACCACAACUACAACCACAGAUGAUCCUCGGUUAACUUUGAAAGAAGAUGAUAAGUUGUGGGCUGCCGAAGCGAUGACAAUUCCACCAGAAAUGAUACCUGCAUCUACUACUGAAGCUCCAUAUGUUGUAAUGAGAGGAAGAUGGGUAAAAGUAGAAAAUGGUUCAGUAGUUCGGGUGUAUGAUGAACCAUUGGAUACAUUACAUGCGAUGAUUUAUGAAUCUUCGAAAAAAUGGGGUCAUAACGACCACUACAAAAAGGUUCUGAUUACAACUGAAUCUACCAUGGAAGAAACGACGACAUUACUUCCUGAAGUUUACUCAGGAGGUCCUUAUGUGAUGAUGAAGCUUUCAAGAAAUAAUGAGACAAACGUUGUAGAAUUAAUUCAGUUGAACAUGGCAGAACAUUUAACUUACAAGACAGCCAAAAUCUUAGGAAAAGAAUAUUUUUACGAUGACAUUUAUAGGAAAGUUCCUUUUGCUGCAAGAGGAAGGGGAGGAUUUGGUCGUGGUGGUGGCUUUUCCAGAUCAAAACCAUCUUCAUCAUCAAGUUGGUUCUCUAAACCAAGCUACAGUAGCAGACCUGCACCAUCUCCAUCAUAUUCGUCAUAUAAACCAGCACCUUCUUAUGGAUGGAAUGUCAACAAACCUAGUGGACCACCACCCGCUUAUCCGGGACUUAGCAAUCGACCAGUAAAAUACGGAAAUUCUCCGCCAUCAUAUUCUCCCAGUUAUUCAAAUCCUCCUUCAUAUUAUAGUCCCAGCAACACAAGAUAUUCGGGUUACAAUUCCUAUCCAAACUAUGGAUCAACAUUUGGAUCCACGGGCCUUCGAGGCAACACAUACAUCCAUAACAAUUAUUAUGGAUCUCAUUCAGGCGGAUCACCGUUCUUGACCAAUGCUUUAUUUUAUGGAGCUGGGAUGCAUCAUGGAUAUUCAUGGGGAAGUCACAAUUCUUAUCGCCAUAGGUCAUGGUCCGAUGAAGAUGAUAGGAGAUGGCGAAUGACAACAAAAGCUCCAUACUUCGAGAAUAAAGUUCCAGGAUCUGAAAAAGUUUUACCAGCAGCUGCAGUUGUUGGUGCUGCAACUGCUUUUGGAUUAAUUUCGUUGCUUCCACUCAAUGUUCCACCAUUCAAGCCUUUAAUGUACUGCAAUGGAACUGAAAUUGCACAAUCACCCAUCAACAUCGACGACAAAAUUUACAGAUGCUCGAACAAAAGUAUUUUGAUUUCUUCUUGCGACUUCAUAAAUGAGAACCAAGUUUUCAAUGAAGAUGAUAAAUGUGUAAAUAAAACCAUGGAAUGUCAUUCCAAGCAUUCAAAUGAUGAAAUCUUUUGUGACAAUGGAACUUUACUUAGUCGAUCUUCACUUGUUUGUAAUUCUACGACAUUUUUGAAUGGAACCCAAUACAACGAAACGUUGACUAUUUUAAAUUGUUUCAAAGGAGAAAUCAAUGCUAAGUUGGCUUCAUUUAUCCCAACAACUACAACCGAAGAACCAUCAACGACUACGACUGAGAAGAAUCUUUCUGUGCCUUCAAGGAUUCAUGUUUUCUUCAUGAAAAUCAUCGGAAAGGAAGAAGCACUUAAGAAGAUCACAACGACAACAACCACAACUACAACCACAGAUGAUCCUCGGUUAACUUUGAAAGAAGAUGAUAAGUUGUGGGCUGCCGAAGCGAUGACAAUUCCACCAGAAACGACAACUACAUCUACUACUGAAGCUCCAUAUGUUGUAAUGAAAGGGAGAUGGGUAAAAGUAGAAAAUGGUUCAGUAAUUCGGGUGUAUGAUGAACCAUUGGAUGCAUUAGAUACGAUCACUUAUGAAGGUAUUGAAAAAUGGGGUUUCUAUGAUGACGGCAGCUACAAAAAGGUUCUGAUUACAACUGAAUCUGCCUUGGACGAAACGACGACAUUACUUCCUGAAGUUUACUCAGGAGGUCCUUAUGUGAUGAUGAGACCUUCAAGAGAUAAUUCGACAAACGUUGUAGAACUAAACAAAUUGAAUUUGGAAGAAUAUUUAAGCUACAAGGCAGCCAAAAUUUUAGGAAAAGAAUAUUUUUACGAUUACAUUUAUAAGAAGGUUCCGUUUGCUGCAAAUUGUAGAUUUUCAAAUCGAGUAAAAUCUGUGAACAGUUCUUUGUUGUUAACUAAAGCAUUGUUUUAUGGAAGUGGAAAACAUUAUGGUUCGUCAUGGAAAAGUCAAAAUUCACUCAGAAAAUUCUGGAGUGAAAUUGAUGACAGAAAAUGGCGAAUGACAACGAAAGCUCCAUACUUUGAAAAUAAAUUUCCAGGAUCGGAAAAGUAUUUGCCAGCAGCUGCAGUUCUAGGGGCUGCCAUUGCAUUCAACUUGGUUACAUUGUUGCCUUUGAACGUUCCACCUAACAAACCAUUAUUGCAUUGUAAUGACGUUGAUGUUGAACAAAUCAACAUUAAGAUUCAAAAUGAGGUUUAUUUCUGUAGUAAUGGAAUAAUCACAUACCGUCGGUAUGAUCAAAAUGAUCAUUCAAGAGAGUCACAAAUCUACAUCUCAAAUCAAAUAUUGUACAGUCAUUCACUAUUAGUUUGUAAUUCAACAACCACAGAUGAUUUUUCCAACGAGAAAACUCUGUUUUGUUAUUUUGGUUCAUUGCCUGAAAUAUCUGCUUCUUUUAUUCCGACAUCAUCCAAUUUUUUAUUCAACUUAACUGCAAAAGAAUUUGAGAAAUUACAAAAAAUUCACAAGGUUUGGAUUCCUAAUAGAAUUUCUACGGAUCAACCAAAAACUAAAUCAAUAAACAUCACAACGUUAUCAGAUGGUUCAACUUACAUAUCACACGAUAAUGUUGGAUUAUUGCUUGAUAAAAUGUUUAAAACAUUCCAAAAUGAAUCAUUUGGGGAUGGAUCUUAA
Molecule: messenger RNA, 8071 nt
Organism: Clunio marinus
Lineage: Eukaryota; Metazoa; Arthropoda; Insecta; Diptera; Chironomidae
Source: the annotation of a GenBank genome assembly